Molecule: messenger RNA, 2586 nt
Organism: Cynocephalus volans (Philippine flying lemur)
Lineage: Eukaryota; Metazoa; Chordata; Mammalia; Dermoptera; Cynocephalidae
Gene: PANK4
Product: pantothenate kinase 4 (inactive)
Exons: 19
Coding region: 1-2325 (774 amino acids)
Biological process (GO): coenzyme A biosynthetic process
Cellular component (GO): nucleus; cytosol
Molecular function (GO): pantothenate kinase activity; ATP binding
Source: RefSeq, a predicted model, not a curated record
AUGGCGGAGCGUGGAGCGAGCGGCGGCGGGAGCAGCGGGGACAGCCUGGACAAGAGCAUCACGCUGCCCCCGGACGAGAUCUUCCGCAACCUGGAGAACGCCAAGCGCUUCGCCAUCGACAUAGGUGGAUCGCUAACCAAGUUGGCCUACUACUCAACAGUGCAGCACAAAGUCGCCCGAGUGCGGUCUUUCGACCACUCGGGGAAGGAUACAGAAGAACAGGACCACGAACCACCCUAUGAGAUUUCGGUUCAGGAAGAGAUUACCGCUCGGCUGCAUUUUAUUAAGUUUGAGAACACCUACAUUGAAGCCUGCCUGGACUUCAUCAAAGACCACCUGGUCAACACUGAGACGAAGGUCAUCCAGGCGACAGGGGGCGGGGCAUACAAGUUCAAGGACCUCAUUGAAGAGAAGCUGCAGCUGAAGGUAGACAAGGAGGACGUGAUGACCUGCCUGAUCAAGGGGUGUAACUUUGUGCUGAAGAACAUCCCGCACGAGGCCUUCGUGUAUCAGAAGGACUCCGACCCCGAGUUCCGAUUCCAGACAAACCACCCCAGCAUUUUCCCGUAUCUUCUUGUCAAUAUUGGCUCUGGAGUCUCCAUCGUGAAGGUGGAGACGGAGGACAGGUUCGAGUGGAUUGGCGGCAGCUCCAUCGGAGGCGGCACCUUCUGGGGGCUCGGGGCUCUGCUCACCAAAACAAAGAAGUUCGAUGAGCUGCUGCAUCUGGCUUCCAAGGGCCAGCACACAAAUGUGGACAUGCUGGUGCAGGACAUUUACGGUGGAGCCCACCAGACCCUGGGGCUGAGCGGCAAUCUCAUUGCAAGCAGCUUUGGGAAGUCAGCCACCGCCGACAAAGAGUUCUCCAAAGAGGACAUGGCCAAGAGCUUGCUGCAUAUGAUCAGCAAUGACGUCGGGCAGCUCGCUUGUCUCUACGCGAAGAUACACAGCCUGGACCGGGUGUACUUCGGGGGCUUCUUCAUCCGGGGCCACCCUGUGACCAUGCGCACCAUCACCUACAGCAUUAACUUCUUCUCCAAGGGGGAAGUCCAGGCGCUGUUCUUGAGACACGAGGGCUACCUGGGAGCCAUCGGAGCGUUUUUAAAAGGAGCCGAGCAAGACAAUCCCAACCAGUACAGCUGGGGAGAGAACUACGCAGGCAGCUCGGGGCUGAGGAGCGGCUCGCCUGAGCUGUGCCCCGCGCAGCGGGCCCGGAGCGGCACUUUUGACUUGCUGGAAAUGGACCGGCUGGAGAGGCCACUGGUCAACCUGCCCCUCCUCCAGGACCCAUCCUCCUACGUGCCCGACACUGUCGACCUCACUGAUGACGCCCUGGCCCGCAAGUACUGGCUCACCUGCUUCGAGGAGGCCCUGGACGGGGUGGUGAAACGUGCCGUAGCCAGCCAGCCAGACUCCGUGGAUGCCACCGAGAGGGCAGAGAAGUUCCGACAGAAGUACUGGAACAAGCUCCAGACGCUGAGACACCAGCCGUUCGCCUACGGGACCCUGACCGUGCGCAGCCUGCUGGACACACGGGAGCACUGUCUGAACGAGUUCAACUUCCCAGAUCCCUACUCUAAAGUGAAGCAGAAAGAAAACGGCAUCGCGCUGAAGUGCUUUCAGAGAGUGAUCUGCAACCUGGACGCGCUGGGCUGGGAGGACAGGCAGCUGGCCCUGGUGAAAGGCCUCCUGGCUGGGAAUGUCUUUGACUGGGGGGCCAAGGCCGUCUCUGAUGUCCUUGAGUCUAACCCCCAGUUUGGGUUUGAAGAGGCCAAGAAGAAGUUACAAGAGCGUCCCUGGCUCGUGGACUCCUACAAUGAGUGGCUGCAGAGAUUGAAGGGGCCCCCUCAUAAAUGUGCCUUAAUUUUCGCAGAUAACAGUGGAGUAGACGUCAUUUUGGGAGUCUUCCCCUUUGUCAGGGAGCUACUCCUUAGAGGCACAGAGGUCAUCCUGGCGUGCAACUCUGGCCCUGCACUGAACGACGUGACCCACAGCGAGUCCCUCAUCGUGGCUGAGCGCAUCGCAGGCAUGGACCCCAUCAUCCACUCUGCACUCCAGGGAGAGCGGCUGCUGCUGGUGCAGACGGGCUCCAGCUCCCCGUGCCUGGACCUCAGCCGCCUGGACAAGGGGCUGGCCGUGCUGGUGCGGGAGCGUGGCGCGGACCUGGUGGUCAUCGAGGGCAUGGGCCGUGCCGUCCACACCAACUACUACGCGGCCCUGCGCUGCGAGAGCCUCAAGCUGGCCGUGCUCAAGAACGCCUGGCUGGCCGAGCGCCUGGGCGGCCGGCUCUUCAGCGUCAUCUUCAAGUACGAGGUCCCGGCCGAGUGAGGCGCUGCUGGACUCUGUCCUGCUGUCACUGGGCUAGGAUGUGUGACCACAACAGAAAAUGGUGUUCAAGCCAGGAUGUUUAUGCUGUGCUCUGGGACUGAUAGCGCGUGCUCCCCGGGCCAGCAGGCCGUGCCACCCAUGCCGGGAGCAGCAGCAUUCGUCCUCAGACGUUCAUGUUUGGGUGUAUUUAACUGUUAAAUAACCUUUUAUAUGUAUAUAUAAAUAUAUAAAUAUAUACAGAUACGUCUCUGACGGGACACA